GUAAAACGGCAACAAUAAAAAAGGGUGGAUUUAUUUGGCUGAAUCCCUCAGUUGACCAUUGGGAGGAUGUGAAUGCUGCGUAUGGGGACAUCGCCGCUCUAGUACGGCAACCUGAUUGACAAACAUCACCAACGCCCAUAAACUGGAUAUAGGAAAUGAAUCGAGUCGUGAGAAUAGUCUAUUUCUCUGAUAAUUGAGAAAAGAUCCACCCUUUUCCGCGCACUGCUCGUGUAAUAGCGCAUGUUCAAUAGGGGCGCGUGAUUUCAGACUAUUGAGUCGUCUAUUGUAGAACUCACGUUCUGCUCAUUUUGGAUUGUUCUUUUCGCCGUGUGCUUUCUUUCAUCUCUAGGCUACUGUCCAUUUGCGUCCACCCAAAAUGGCAACAAGAAUCGAUAAAGAGGCUUGCAGGGAAGCGUAUAACCUCGUCAGAGACGAUAACACGGAGAUAAACUGGGCAGCGUUUAAAUAUGAGGGCCAUAUGAUUGUGCCGGCGGGCCAGGGGACUGAUUAUGAAGAAUUCAAGAGUCAGUGCACAGAUGAUGUGCGUCUCUUUGGCUUUGUGCGGAUCACAACGGGUGACGCCAUGAGCAAGCGGGCCAAGUUCACCCUCAUCACCUGGAUAGGGGAAAACGUAAGUGGCCUGCAGCGUGCCAAGAUCAGCACUGACAAGACACUGGUGAAAGAUAUUGUCCAGAACUUUGCUAAGGAGUUCAUGAUCAGUGAUGCUCGUGAGCUGGAGGAGGACUACAUUCGCACCGAGCUGAAGAAGGCAGGCGGGGCCAACUAUGACGCCCAGGGAGAGUAGAACAAAGUCCACAAGGGCAGGGGAGGGGCUGCUACCUUUUGGGGGAGGGAGGGGUCUUCAUGCCUGGAUGAGAGAGGGGGGGGGAUAUACACACAUACACACAUGCACAAACACACACGCACACACAGAAACACAACAACAACAACAACAAAAAUCACAAAAAAGCACAUUGAGACACACUUAGACAUAUGCCUACAGUCCUAUCCUCAGCCCUCUUACCAGUCAUGGUUGAUUAUCUACUGUACUGUGCAUCAUCUCACUCAUCUCAGCUGCGCCACAACGUUUAGAACUAUCUCAAUCUGUGGUGCUGUGUUUGUGUUACAACUGGAAAAGACACGUUACUGUACUGUAUGUCAGAAGGGCAGAAUUAUUCUCUUUCUCUCUCUGAUUGGACUUAUCAUCAUUGUGCUUUUACUGUAUCUUCCUCUGUGGUUGUAGUCCAAACAUGCAUCAUUGGUCAAUAGAGGUCUUUCCUGCCCAGCAGUCUCGUCUCCCAAUCCACCCCCAAGGUAUACCCCACUGUGUUUACUGCCUUAAUCUCCCAUGGAGAGAAGGGCAUCAUGGGAGUUGUGUUUGUGGACACUACACUGUUAUUGGCUAUCCUCCACUCGGGGGUGGGGCUAAGAUUCGCCUAUGGAACACAAACCAAUAGGGCAGGGCUGUAGCACUGUCAGUCAGCCCAACCCAGGAGCAGCCAUCUCUCUGUUGUAGCCUCUUUUUAUUUGGAUUAAACCCCAAAAAUGAAUGUUUUUAUUUUCUCUAAGAGUUUAACCUUUGAUUUAUUCUUGAGAGCAAUGUUAUGUAGGAGAUUUACGGAAACAUUUAAAAACUGAACUGGGCACACGAUCAAUCAUUUCUGAAUAAAACCGUUUUUUUUUUUUCAAGCUCGCUGGUCUCUUUGUUUGUGUCUAAAGCGCUCAUUGACAUGGAAAGGAGGGCUGGGUGAUUGUGCCGCCCUAGUCUAGAGUACACAUAGUAACUGUCUCUGGGGGGCUUUAUGGGAGUAGCAUAUGUUGUCAUGGUCACUACUGUCAGGCUCAGCCAAUCACAUUCUCAGGACAAGCUUUUCUGUUCUAAAGCUUGUCAAUAAGAACCCCUCCCUGCUACUCAAUCCCUCUGUUGGCUAACCCCUUUUCUCUCCUCUCCAACAAUGUUAUAUUUGCCUCUAUUCUCUCACCUCCCCCAUCCCAUACCCCCUUUCCCCCGCCACCGGUAGUUUUGUUCAACAGAUGUGAACUCGACUGCCUAAUUACUUAAUCUAGUAAUCUAUAAGCCUCUAGCAGUCUGCUUUUAUGACUUGUAGUUUAGUUCAGUUUGUAGUGGGUAAGAGACUGAUAGAGGGGUAAAGACCAAUUUCAAACAGAGCCUUAACCCUAUGUGUAACUUGAAUGUUUGUUUGAAUGAGUGUUGAAUGUUGUUUAUAUUAGGUCAAUCAAUAGCCUCCAGCAGUGCUGGUUCAGCUCCAGACAAGCGGACUGAGUGUUGGAGUGAGAGCAGGGGACUGAGAGACUGGUUACAGUGUUCUGGGUGAGGCCGUACUAGUCAGGUAAAGAUAAAGAUUCGUGGCUCAGUAUUAAGUCACAGUAAUUGAGGAUGCAGGGUGAGAUCAAAUCUUUAAACUGUGCUUAUUGUGAUGUUUGUGUGUGUGUGUGUGUGUGUGUGUGUGUGAUCUGUUAGGGUAAUCUUGUGUGGGAUGUACUGUGUGAGUAUGUGACUUAGCCCAGUUGGAGCUGAGUGGAGGAUGGGUGAGACAGGUGUUGUGUGGUGUCUAUGGGGACCAUAUUAAUUAGAUUAGCGACUUUAGGGAGUUAAUUUGCAUCCUUGUCACACCGGUGGACAGACUGCUUUCUGACUCUAACAUAAUUUAACCUGAGAUGAUCAUGCUCACAGGAAAAUAGACACAUUCUUAUCUGCUAGCCUGUUUACAGUAUCAUUAAGGUGUGCAUGUUCUGACAGCUCCACAGCAAGGCCAAAGGUGAAGCCAGGUUUUCUACCUUGUGCUGUGGGAGUGUAACUAUACAGUACUUGAGUAUAAGCUUGAGGGAGAAAGAGAGGGAGGGUGUAAGUACAUGUGUAUUACAGUGAGGGAGAGUUGCUUAAGAAGUGAGUUCUAGGAGUGUUGUUCACUCUGGGAUUCACAAGUGAGUUCCUGCCAGCAAUACUCAGCUCCUUCCUGGAUUCCAGAGGCCUCCCAUAUCCAGCAUAUUUCACAUCCCACACAUCGCUGCAGAGUCGUGUGUGUCUACGUCAGUGAGUGUUUGAAUGCCUGUGCGAUCCAUCUUAUCCCAGCAAUGUUCUUCCACACUGACAGGGAGGCUUUUUCUGUUCUUUUGUUUGGCAACAUGUGUAAUUCAAACCAGAUAUCACAUUUGACCAAAAGAUAUAAAGAGUAUGGAGCCUGUUGUAACAUCUUGCCAAUAUCACUGAAAUAUCAUUUAACUGUAUUAUUCACUGCACCAGUUGACAUUAUCAAGAUCCCUCCCUGGAUUCAAAGAAACAUGACAGCCCCCACAAAGUGACUAGCACGGCUGGAUUGUGUACUUAAGGGAUAUUUAACCAACCCCUCGCUGUGCAGAGGAGCUCAUCACUUUCUUCUAUCAUGUCCCCUGAAGUGCGAGAAGGGGGGGAGUGGUGAGGGGGGCCCUUUCUGCCACUGUGAAUGGGUCACAUCUCAAUGCUUCUGUGUGCCACUCCAUCAUUGUCACAGAGCAGCCAUUGUCAGGGCUUAACGAGCUGAGCUGAGCUGCACUCCAUCCAAAUUGAUGCAUCUGUCUCCUCAGUACAGUGGCAGUCGGUCCACUCAGGUCACUGUCCACCAGAUCAAACCCUCCCCUAUCUCUGUCAUCCCUGACAUAUCAACACUCAAAUGACUCAAUUUGGGAAAUUAUGAAAGCAGUUAUUUUCCACAACAACAAAACAAAAGUCAACAACAAAAGUCAAAAAGAUUAUUUGUCAUCAUGGCCAAAGAAAUGAGGAAUAUGAUCGAGUAGUUUAAUUUUCUUAGAAACAUUUGGUACAGUUUCUCAUCUAUUGCCUUGUCACGACUUCCGCCGAAGUUGGUUCCUCUCCUUGUUUCGGCGGCGUUCAGUGGUCGACGUCACCAGUCUUCUAGCCUUCGCCGAUCCACUUUUCAUUUUCCAUUUGUUUUGUCUUGUCUUCCUGCACACCUGGUUUACAUCUCCUACUAAUUUACAUGUGUAUUUAGCCCUCUGUUCCCUCCAUGUCUGUGUGGGGUAUUAUUUAUUGUCAAGUUGGUAAGCUUCCGGCUGUUUUGCGCCAGGUUUUGUUUUAUACCCGUGUUUGUGGCAGCCGGUACUUUGUACUUGGGUUUUGUACCUUGUGCUCCUUCACCUGUUCUUUGGGCAUUUGGUUUGUGACACGGUUGUGUUCUGCAUUAUGAUUGUCUAAAUAAAGUGCUUUGUCCAUUC
Messenger RNA from Oncorhynchus kisutch (coho salmon), 4233 nucleotides. Its product is annotated as coactosin-like protein. The record is from RefSeq and is a predicted model, not a curated record. The coding region runs from base 377 to 805 and encodes 142 amino acids. Gene Ontology annotation, molecular function: actin filament binding. NCBI's taxonomy places the organism in Eukaryota, Metazoa, Chordata, Actinopteri, Salmoniformes, Salmonidae. The transcript has 4 exons. Gene Ontology annotation, biological process: regulation of actin filament polymerization. Gene Ontology annotation, cellular component: site of polarized growth; cortical actin cytoskeleton; actin filament.